This is a messenger RNA of Argiope bruennichi, 3116 nucleotides long. Its product is annotated as LIM domain-containing protein 1-like. Gene Ontology annotation, molecular function: transcription corepressor activity. Gene Ontology annotation, cellular component: transcription regulator complex; adherens junction; nucleus. The coding region runs from base 218 to 2053 and encodes 611 amino acids. The transcript is spliced from 8 exons. Lineage: Eukaryota; Metazoa; Arthropoda; Arachnida; Araneae; Araneidae. The record is from RefSeq and is a predicted model, not a curated record. Gene Ontology annotation, biological process: negative regulation of hippo signaling; regulation of DNA-templated transcription; cytoskeleton organization.
AAUGUCUUGAUCAGGUUGUCACUUACCUGUUGUACGACGGUUAAUUUUGUAUAGUAUAUUCAAGGUAAGCACUUAAAUAUGAUACAUCAAAUGGAAACUUAUAUAAUGCUAAAGCAGAAGGUGUUAAAGUAAAAAGAAAUCAAGAAACAUGGCUGUAUAGGAAAUUCGGAGGUAAAAUUAUUUAUUUCGAUAACACCUGUUAUUUGCUAAGGUAAAUAUGGCUGAUAACUCUGAACUGCGUCAAGAUAUGCGAAACAUAUACUCCAAUUUGCCUCCAAAAUUUAAUUCCCAGGCUCCUGCUUCAUCUUCAGCACCUGAUGAAGUAAAUCAAUCGUCUACAUAUGGGCGAAUAAUAGCGAAACCAACUGCAGCAGUUCAAGGUAACAGCUUUGCUUACUGUUGUGGAGAGCAGAAUAAAUUAGUUCAUUCCAACAUAAGUUUUCCUUGGGAUGUUUCUCAAGGAUCAGGCUCUUGUAUAUUGUCUGCACAAAGUGACAAGAAGACAGGCGGGCAAAUCUCAUUUUCCAAGUCUGAGAAGACACAUAGCAUUGCUACUUAUCCUGGAAAACAUGUUAAGCAGGCAUCUGAACAGUUUUCUGUGGGAUAUCAGACAAUGCAUCCUAAUUCUGGUUGCUCUGAUGUUACCUUUGAAACGGAUAGUUCAAAUCCUGUGUAUGAAAAUAUUAGAGAUUUACAUUCUGCAGAAAAUCAGAAUAAAAGUCCUUGCCAACAAAAUUCAAAUCCACCAUUUCAGGGUGUUAAACCUGUAGCAGCCCACAAUAUUGAUUAUAAUUCUAUUCUUAUGCCUGCAUCUUGUACUGUUGUAAAUAGUCCUAUUUAUGCUAAUAUCCAUGAAGUUAAAAAUGAUAGUCAAUCAACUGCUAAUCAGGCUUCCAAACAAAGCAUUCCAGAAAAAAUGUCUGCCACUGAUAUGGCUAAUAGAUCUAUACCAAAUUCAAUGUCUGCAGGUCAGCAUUUUAUUGGAUUUCAUGUGUCAGACAGCACACCUGUUAGUGGUUAUGGUAAUGCUGUUCCUAAAGAAGACAAAUCAGAUGGGAAUGUUGGCCAAAUAAAUAUUGAGGAAGUUUCUGAAAAAAUGACAUGCCUCUCGGUUAAAAAGGAGAAAAAGAAAGUUUCAUUCUCAGCAAUAGGAUCAGAUGAGAGUGAAGAGUCUGAAGAUGAGAAAUCUAUUGAAAGUACAGCAGCUACUGACUCUAGUUCUAGUAAUAUACCUGUUAAUUAUUUCAAAGAUGACUUCAAACCAAAUACUCUGAAUUCAAAAACUUUGCUUCCAUAUAAUAUCACGCCCCCAAGAGGAAAAGAGCCAACUGAAGCUGAGAAGAAGGUUGAAGCUCUUAUGAGAGAAAUUGAGGAUGAAAUGGAAAAUAACCCAUCGGAAAGUGAUUAUUUUGGCAUUUGUCACAUUUGUGGAGAAAAGGUGUCUGGCGCUGGACAAGCAUGUCAAGCUAUGGGAAACUUGUAUCAUACUAACUGUUUCAUUUGCUGCUCUUGUGGUAGAGCAUUAAGAGGAAAAGCAUUUUAUAAUGUCCAUGGCAAAGUUUAUUGUGAAGAAGACUAUUUGUAUUCUGGUUUUCAACAAACAGCUGAGAAAUGUGCAGUGUGUGAGCAUUUAAUUAUGGAAAUGAUAUUGCAAGCCAUGGGGCGAUCUUAUCAUCCUGGGUGUUUUAGAUGUUGUGUUUGUAAUCAGUGUUUAGAUGGUGUUAGAUUUACUGUUGAUAUGGAUAACAAAAUAUAUUGUGUUGAAGAUUAUCAUAUGAUUUAUGCUCCUAAAUGUGCUAUGUGUGGGAAAGCCAUAACGCCUGUAGAGGGUACAGAUGAAACUGUUAGAGUUGUGUCUAUGGAUAAAGACUUUCAUGUCGAUUGUUACAUUUGUGAAGAUUGUGGUUUGCAAUUAACUGAUGAGCCCGAUAAACGGUGUUAUCCUCUGGAUGGACAUCUUCUUUGUCGCAAUUGUCACCUAAAUAGACUAGAAUCGCUGGGUAAAGCACCUAGUGCGCAAUUGCAAAGAUCACUUCAAAUAAGUGACUUAUAAUAUAAUAUUGCAAUUUAAAUUAUGUGAAUAAUUAAGCUGGUGCAUCAAAAUUUAUUUUCAUUGAAAUAUGCUUUCAUACUGUAUGUUAUAAAUUAUUGCUAUUUUUUCAUAGUUUUGUCCUAAAAAAUGGAUUUUCAUAAGUAUAGUCCUCGAAUGUCCAUAUAUGCAUACCAACAGAUUUUCAUUUUAUAAGAUAUUAAAUAUAUUAUAAAAUUGAUAAAGAAUGAUGACUUAUACGGAAAAGUAAAAAUUCCUCUUAGCUUUAGCUGUGCAAUUAAACAUGGGAUGAUUUGAAUGAAAGUGUAAAUUUUCAUUCGUAAUAUAUAUUAGAUUGAUCAAUAUGUGGAACAGAUAAAACGUCAUCUGGUAUCCCCGAAGUUUAUAUCAGUUUCGACAUUACAGCUUUUUAAAACUUUGAGCUGAAAAUGCGGAAGAGUGCUUAAAAAAGCGCGUAAAUUAUUUAAAUCAAUGAAUAAAAAUUUUAAAUUUUACAGCUGUUCUUAUACAUUCUACUUUCAAAAACUAAUUAGUAUAAGUAAGCAAGCACAUGUCAGAAAAAAUGAAUGGUAAGCAAUGUAUUAAAUGCUACUAUCAUGUAGUAGUUUAUCAUCAUACUUGUAACAACAAGAUCUAAGAUUUUUAUGUUUUGAAAUUUGCUAACCUGAAGAAUAAUACUCUUUUGAAUUCUUGUGGCAUUUUAAUGCUGUCUAAAGGUAAUUAUCUAAAGGAAAUUCUUAUUGUAUUCAAAUGCAUUUCUGCAUGUCUUGUUUGUUGGAAUAUGAAGAUAAAAUUAAUUAUAAAUGUGUAUUUACUAACCUGAAAAAAUGGUUAUAUUAAAGCGUUUCAUAAUCUAUGUGGUUUGGAUCCAAACGAUCUUUUCCUUAUAGAUUAAUAGUUGCGUGUAGUAUCUAUCUGUAUAUUUGCUGGUAUCAUUGAAUAUUUGAAGCAACAAAGUCAUUAUUAAUUAUAUUCAACCCAAUCGUAUUUUAAGAAAUGUUGGUUUUCUUGUGUACUUUGUUUUCUUUGAAUAUUGAUCGAAUUAUGCUUUUUUUUUUUUUAAAUU